Messenger RNA from Hemiscyllium ocellatum (epaulette shark), 1462 nucleotides. RefSeq names its product TATA box binding protein (gene tbp). The record is from RefSeq and is a predicted model, not a curated record. Gene Ontology annotation, molecular function: DNA binding; RNA polymerase II general transcription initiation factor activity. The transcript has 8 exons. NCBI's taxonomy places the organism in Eukaryota, Metazoa, Chordata, Chondrichthyes, Orectolobiformes, Hemiscylliidae. Gene Ontology annotation, biological process: DNA-templated transcription initiation. Bases 273 to 1181 code for a protein of 302 amino acids.
CCGCGGUGGCCGCUGGGAAUGGCUGGCCCGCGGCUCCGAGCGCCAGCUGAAAGUGACGGGGUUGCCGGGUGAUCAGACGCGAGCAGCACAAGACACUCAGUCUCUCGGUUUGGAUCCUCGGUAAAAUUUUUCUGGUUACAGUUGCUGAUUGACUGUGUAGAGCUUGGGAAUGAGAUACAGCUGAGAUUUCUUUGGAUUUAAGUCGUGCUUUUGAAGUGACUAAGGACGCCGAUUGUCUCCUCCUGUGAAGUUACCAACUACGUACACUGGCCAUGGAUCAGUCAAACAAUGGCCUGCCACCCUAUGCACAAGGGUUAUCAUCACCACCGGGUGCCAUGACACCAGGAUUGCCUAUGUUCAGUCCCAUGAUGCCAUAUGGCACUGGCCUGACUCCACAGCCCAUUCAAAGCUCCAAUAGCAUCUCUCUCUUGGAAGAGCAGCAAAGACAGCAACAGCAGGCAGCACAGCAGUCCACAACAUCUCAGCUGUCAACUCAAGUUACUUCCAGCCAGCCACCACAGUUGUUCCAUUCACAAACCAUGACCACAACUACUUUACCAGGCAUCACGUCUCAUUAUCCCUCACCAAUGACUCCUAUGACACCCAUAACCCCUGCUACCCCUGCUUCUGAGAGUUCAGGAAUUGUACCACAACUACAAAAUAUAGUGUCCACUGUCAAUCUGGGUUGUAAACUGGACCUGAAGACAAUAGCUCUUCGAGCAAGAAAUGCUGAAUAUAAUCCAAAGCGUUUUGCUGCUGUCAUCAUGAGAAUCCGGGAGCCUCGUACAACUGCACUUAUUUUCAGCUCUGGAAAAAUGGUGUGCACUGGCGCAAAGAGUGAAGAACAGUCACGUUUGGCAGCAAGAAAAUAUGCAAGGGUUGUACAGAAAUUGGGAUUCCCAGCUAAGUUUCUGGAUUUCAAGAUUCAAAACAUGGUGGGCAGUUGUGAUGUGAAAUUUCCCAUUCGACUAGAGGGCCUGGUGCUCACUCAUCAGCAAUUUAGCAGUUAUGAGCCUGAGCUGUUUCCUGGAUUAAUCUAUCGAAUGAUCAAACCAAGAAUUGUACUACUGAUAUUUGUAUCUGGAAAAGUUGUAUUGACUGGUGCAAAAGUCCGUGCAGAAAUCUAUGAAGCAUUUGAAAACAUCUACCCAAUUUUGAAAGGUUUCAGGAAGACAACAUAACUGUUCACAAGGACUUUCUACUCUCUGAAGGACCAUUUCAUUUGCCUGUUGCCUUGUAUAGUCUGUAUAGUUUGAAUGCUGUGUUCUGCUGCAAUGUUUACAUGGGGUGAUUCAACUUUUUUAUUUGCGAUGGUUUAGGAGUAAAUUUAGUACUUUUUAAAAUAGUAUCAUUCUCGCCACCCUAUGACAGCAAUUUUUACAAAAUCAUUGUUAGGAACUUGAGUUAUCUUUUACUUGGAAUUUUAUCAACCAAUGAAACAUUUUGUUUUGCAUGUUAUUUA